CCCCUGACGUCCUGCAGCAGGUGACAGAAAAAUCAUGGCUUUCUUUACUCACCAAAUCUGCAGAGGUUUGUCAUCUUCGGCUGUCAGAAAUGUUGUCAUCAAGCAUGUGACGAUCAUCGGCGGUGGACAGAUGGGUGCAGGAAUCGCACAGGUUGCUGCAUCAACUGGCCACUCGGUGACACUGGUGGACACAAAUGACGACAUCCUCAAGAAGGCUCUCAAAGGAAUUGAAGGGAACCUUAAAAGAGUGGUCAAGAAGAAGUUUGCUGAUAAGCCAGAGGCAGGUGAAGAGUUCGUCCAGAAAGCCCUGCAGAAUGUGUCGACCUCCACAGACGCUGGAUCUGUAGUUCAAGGCUCAGAUCUCGUGUUGGAAGCGAUUGUGGAAAAUCUGAAAAUCAAACAGGAUCUUUUUGGUCGGCUUGAUAAGCUGGCCCCAGCGCACACCAUCUUUGCCAGCAACACAUCCUCCCUUCCAAUUACUGACAUCGCCAGCUCCACCAACAGGCUGGAUAGAUUCGGAGGCCUUCACUUCUUCAACCCGGUCCCUGUAAUGAAGCUUGUAGAGGUACAGCCCCCCCCCCAAAA
Plectropomus leopardus (leopard coralgrouper) is the source of this 585-nucleotide messenger RNA. Lineage: Eukaryota; Metazoa; Chordata; Actinopteri; Perciformes; Serranidae. The record is from RefSeq and is a predicted model, not a curated record.